Orbicella faveolata is the source of this 752-nucleotide messenger RNA. RefSeq lists its product as uncharacterized. NCBI's taxonomy places the organism in Eukaryota, Metazoa, Cnidaria, Anthozoa, Scleractinia, Merulinidae. The record is from RefSeq and is a predicted model, not a curated record.
AUGCCUUACCAGGGCGGGAGAUAUCUACCUCCUAUCGCAACUCCAAUACAAUCCACAUAUCAAAAGGAUUUCAUCAAUCAGCCGGUGAAUCCGCCAAACUCAUUCAAAUACAGAUCCACCAGCAGCUUGCCUCCAAUUAAUUACUCCAACUAUCGCAUCGUAAAUAAGGCAACUAAGUACAGCGACGAGUUCCAAGGAACAUUUGGACCCGCUGCACCAAGUGCCAAAUUCUCUUUCUCUUCUACAUUUCCUUUCUUCUUCAGGCCACCUCCAUACGAUUACCCCUCAAAGGAUCCUAUUGAGAUCUCCACUUACAGAGCCAAUUUUAGAGAGAGCAACUAUCCGAGACAAGGACCUCACCCCACCUCCCCACUGCGUAAAAAUAAUCCACACCCGAGAACAAUGACGAACGCUUUCAACUAUCCUAAAAGGGUGAGUCUCAUUUUUGGCUUCAAACAAUUAGCAUAGAAUUAAGUGAGCCUGUGGAUUUCACUUUUCUUUCAAGAGUGCGAGUGGUUACCAAGUAACUUGACUUUUUCUAACGUGUUUCUGACGGAAAAUCAGUUAAAAAAAUGCUUGUCCUGUUAACUAAUGAUAAGGCAGCGACCACCAGGAAGUAACUCUUUUUCCACUGUUACUGUUCUGAAUGCAUUGACGCUUUUACGGUGUACGUGAGCAAUGUUCCAUUGAGCUUUUCUCGCAGUAAACGUUGACCACCUUAAGCCAUCGUUUGAAAACUCUGAUCGUGAUAU